This is a messenger RNA of Radiomyces spectabilis, 1260 nucleotides long. RefSeq names its product zinc-finger of mitochondrial splicing suppressor 51-domain-containing protein. The record is from RefSeq and is a predicted model, not a curated record. The transcript is spliced from 3 exons. Lineage: Eukaryota; Fungi; Mucoromycota; Mucoromycetes; Mucorales; Radiomycetaceae. The coding region runs from base 1 to 1260 and encodes 419 amino acids. Gene Ontology annotation, cellular component: extrinsic component of mitochondrial inner membrane.
AUGGCUGCUGUGCGCUCUUCGUGCCGCGGAGCCACUUUGACAGUUGUGCGUCCUCUCUCCUUGAAAAGCAUUUUCGGCGGCAAGUCCAAACAGCCGACUGAACAGAACAAAAUCAUCCUUGACCAAGACAAUUUAUUCCAUAAAUUAUCACAAUCGCCCAUUGCCGAGUUACGCGACAGAGGUGCCAUUAUCAACAAGUACGGGGUGUGCCCUGUAUGCGACACCGAAUGCCAAGGUCAUAAAAAGCCACCCGUGUUCGAAUGCCCCGAUUGUGGCUAUCCUACUCACUGCAGCAGCGAACAUUAUCACGAGGGAAAAGCAGCUCAUCAGGAGAUUUGCGGUAUUUUACGUGAACAAAACGAAGAUGACCACGACUUGCGAUCAGGAAGAGCCAUGAAAGAAUUUGAAUUUCCAAGUGCUCAAGGAUUUGAUGAAGCUGUGAAUAUGGCCAAUUGGGAUAUUUUCUUUUACACUCGUGCUUUCCCAUCCAUGGAUUCCAGUCGAUCGAUUCGUCACGUUUCCAAGCUACUGACGUAUCCAGUGACGGUUGCGUCGGUCCUGCAUGAAUCUUGUCCCUAUAAACUUGGCAAGGAAAUUACUCCCGAGGGCAUGCGAUCGCUUGCAGCGUUGCGAACGAUUUUGUAUCCACGAGAUAUUGCCAAGGAGAACACUGCACCUGCACGCACGGAAAUGAUUAAUCUUUAUGUGAUUGGUGCUCGUGCCGAGGCCACUUUACCGCCUCACAUUUGGCUGCAAAUGGCUUAUCUUUUCCCUCACACUCCUUUCCACAUCCAUUUCGUUGGUCCUGAUGCCCUACCGGCCAAUAAGGAACCGCAUACGACUUCGCUGAAUGAACGAUUGAUGUUCACCUACGAUAACAGCCUGUACCACGACUACCACGAGAAAAUUGAGAAAUUUGAUCCCUACACGGAUCUGUUCUUCUUAUUUUCACCGGGUAUUGGCCAUCCUUCGGCCCGUGAGACCUGGAAACCCUCGAUUCAAAAAGCAUUGGAAACCAAAUGUGCCAUUUUUCUUACCGGCUUUGAUCACGCCGAUAUGGCCAAUGACAUUGAAGCCGUCGAGCAAGAUUAUUCGGGUGAAUUUGACUGGAUCAUGAAGCCUACCGAGAACGAAUUCCGAAGUAUGAAGCGAGACAUCAAUUUGAUGGAUUUGAGACAGACCAUUUUCGCCAAUUGGGGCAUUUGGGGUAUCCGUGGAAAACACUACGAUGUCACCCACCAACCGGAAGACGAUGAGUAG